Molecule: messenger RNA, 1435 nt
Organism: Rubroshorea leprosula
Lineage: Eukaryota; Viridiplantae; Streptophyta; Magnoliopsida; Malvales; Dipterocarpaceae
Source: the annotation of a GenBank genome assembly
UCUCAUCCCGCACAAAGAAACGUAGAAUAAUUUGAAGUAGCAGCAGCCUUAUAGCAAUGAAAAGUGCUUAUUUCCUCAUAGCUUUUGCCCUCUUGGCUUUUGCAUCAUCCUUUGCUUCUGCCUAUGACCCCAGCCCCCUACAGGACUUCUGUGUAGCCAUCAAUGACACCAAGAAUGGAGACGAGUUCAAGCUAGAAAAGUUGCCAUUACAUAAUGAAAGGAGUUCACAAUAUCCUUGUAGCUUUAGCCCUCUUGGCUUUGGCUUCAUCCUUAGCCUUAGCGUAUGACCCUAGCCCUCUUCAGGACUUCUGCGUGGCCCUCGACGACAUUAAGAAUGGUGUUUUUUUUUUGUAAAUGUGAAGUUCUGCAAGGACCCAAAGCUUGUCACGGUAAAUGAUUUCUUCUUUUUGUGACUGAACAUGCCUGGGAACACAGGAAAUGCAGUAGGUUCAAAUGUCACUACUGUUAAUGUUGAUGCAUUACCAGGACAAGAUACUCUUGGCAUAGCGAUUGUGCAUAUUGACUUUGCUCCAUAUGGUGGACUGAAACCUCCACACACUCAUCCUCAUGCUACAAAAGUCUUGGUAGUCCUGGAGGGUGCUCCCUUGGUAGGCUUUGUCUCAUCCAACCAGGAUAACAAUCCUCUCUUCACCAAAGUCUUGAACAAGGGAGAUGCUUUUGUUUUCCCAGUUGGCAUGAUUCACUUCCAGUUGAAUAUAGGAAACACUCCUGCUGUUGCUUUUGCUGGUCUGAGCAGCCAGAAUCCUGGAGUAAUCACAACUGCAAAUACCGUUUUUGGAUCUGAUCACCCACCAAUCCGAAUGUGCUGACCAAGGCCUUCACGUUGGACAAGAAUGCGGUUCAGUAUCUUCAGUCCAAGUUCUGAUAGGAUUAGAGUUAUAACAAAUUAUUAAAAAGAUUAGGCAGUUGUUUCAUUUCAAUAGUAUUUGUGAUGCAAUUUUUUUGUUAUGUUCAGUUGUGAUUGACUAAAGAACACUUGACUGCUGCAUUUUUAUGAUUAUUAUCAUACAUGUUUUAUAUUGUUACUGUAAAAUUGUUAAGAGCAGAAGCAUGCUCUUUCUGUUUCUUCUUACCAAAAUCCUAUAGAUAGGCUUUAUUUUUCUGGUUCAGGGUUUUAGUUGGUAGCAUUCUUCUGCGUCCCAUGUUAGCUUUACCAUUAAACGUUCAAGUAUUUCUGUUUAAAGGUUGUUUCCAGGGAGCUCUGUUGAACAAUGUCUAAAAAGUAUAUAGUAAGUCUUAAAACUCGGGAAAUUUUCUACUGUGGCAUUCACCUUACAAGAAAAGCUGUGAACUUGUAACUAUUUAUCGUUUGGUUUGAGACAAAAACCUUAAUCCUCAGCAUAUGUAUUGUCUGAGAGGCGAAGUUAACCAUAAGCAUUGAAUGCUGAGAGUGGAUUAAAUUCUUAUUUAUUGG